UAAGAAUAAGAAAAUAAGAAUAAGAAUAAAAAACAACUAAAACAAUAAAAUAAACUAAAAUAAAAUAAAAUAAAAUAAAGAUACAGGCACAGAAUCACAACUAAAGUACAUAUAACCAUCACGUGUCAUACGCCAGUCUGAAUGAAUGAGUUUUUAAAAGAGAUUUAAAAACUGACAACUCUGUAGUAGAUCAUAGCGCAGGUGGAAGGGAGUUCCAGAGUGUGGGGGCAAAUGCAGCAAAAGCACGAUUGCCCCAUUUUUUGUAUUUCAUCCUUGGGACUUCUAAUACUGUGUGUUGAGAAGAGCGCAGGGCCCUGGAGUGGUGACGGACAGUUAAAAGCUCAGCCAAGUAUGCUGGAGCAAGUCCAUGAAUGGCCUUGAACGCAAAUAGACUGUACCAGGAGCCAAUGGAGAGAACGGAGAACUGGAGUGAUAUGGGACUAUUUUGGCAUAUUAGUAAGAAGGCAAGCAGCUGCGUUUUGUACCAACUGGAGCCUGCGGAGGAGGUACUGAUUUACUCCAGUGUAAAGGGCAUUACAAUAAUCAAGCCUCGAGCUGAUGAAGGCAUGAAUCGCUUUUUCGAGAUCUAUACUUGACAAAAAGGGCUUUACCUUUGCCAGGAGCCUGAGGUGGAAGAAACUUGCUGUGACCACAGAACUAAUUUGCUUAUCGAACUUUAGACUGUUGUCAAAAAGCACACCAAGGUUUUUAACGGCAGAGCAAAAGGAGGGGUGAGGGUGUCAAAAUUGGUUUCACUGUGCGGUGAAUCGGGGGUAAAAACAAUGUACUCCGUUUUUCCUUCAUUUAAAAGAAGGAAAUUGUGAGACAGCCAUUGUGUGAUGUCAUGAAGGCAGCUAUGGAGGGGAUCAAGUGCGUCCUUGUCACUGAGCAUUACUGGUAGGUAGAGCUGUACAUCAGCGGCAUAAAAAUGAAAAUGGAUAUUGUGUCUGAAGAUGAUUGGACCCAAUGGUAGCAUGUAUAGUGAAAAUAAGGUAGGCCCAAGGAUGGAACCCUGGGGCACGCCGGAAGAGAGGGGAGCGUGUUGUAUAUAUAUUUGUGUGUGUUUAGUUAAUUUAAAUAUGGUUGUAUUAUAGUUAAGAAUAUGGUAGUGUUGUGCAAUAGAUGUGAUAGUUAUGUGAAAUGACAUGUUUGAACGACAGGUGUCGCUAAUUCGCAAGGUUGUACAGAGCGUAGAAGAAGUAGUUCAGGAAGUCAGAACAAGAAACCCGAAAAAGUGAUACAGACGCAUGUUGAACGUAUGUUGUGUUACGAAGUAAAGAAAACCCAAGAAACGACACUUCUGACGUCAACUUCAUUCUGUGACUAGCAACGAAGUUACAGCUAAGUUACCACAUUCUUUUGGUGCCGAAACCCGGGAGGGAAAGAAGAGAAUACACCCUCAAAGACGACCGAAAGUGGAUUUGACGAUAGCCGUAACUAACCAGCUAGGAAGGACCGUAAAGAUGGCGGAGCAUCUACAGAGGCUGAAGCAGAAGCGCGGAGUUUUACGAGCCUCCACAACGAAGUUGCUGCGUGCUAUUGAAGAGGAGACAUGCAAGGAUGAUGCGAGUUGUGAUCGGCUCGGAGAGCUGCUCAGCAUGCUAGCGGAAAAGGAAACGAAUCUCAAGGAAUUGGAAAGGGAUAUCGAGGUGAACAUACCAUUUGAUGAGCUGGAGGCUGAUAUGAUCAAAACUGUGGAUUAUAAGGACAACAUUAAUCUAUGGAAGGCUCGCGCUAAGAGGAUAAUUGAAAGAGAGAGAGAGAGAGGUGCAGUGGGCGAGCAUAGCUCACAGCGGCUGAGUGACGUGAGUACCCAUUCAAGCCGAUCGACGAACAGACCAUCAAUAAAGUUACCCAAGCUGUAUAUUAAGAAAUAUGACGGUGAAAUAUCAAUGUGGCAUGAAUUUUGGGAUCAGUUUGAGACUGCCAUCCAUGAGAAUAAUGAUCUGAGCAAAGUUGAAAAACUCACAUAUCUCAAGUCAUAUUUGGUGGGUCCAGCAGCAAGAGCUAUAACAGGCUUGAAAAUGACAGAAAGCAACUAUGAUACUGCUGUAGACAUGCUUAAAGAAAGAUUUGGAAGAAAAGACAUGAUUGUGAGUGCGCACAUGUCAAAAUUGCUGAAUUUGAAACCUGUUAAGAAAUCCACAGACAUUGUUGCUUUAAGGCAACUUUAUGAUGAGUGUGAAGUCCACAUGAGAGGCUUGGAGUCCCUAGGAGUCGUUUCACGCACAUAUGGUGGAUUGUUGUGUCCCAUUUUGCUCCAGAUGAUCCCAGACGACCUUGUUCUUACGUAUACACGCGGAAUGCGUUCAGGCCACGAACCGAAUGCUCCAGAGCUUAUAGCAUUCCUACAACAGGAAGUUGAAAGCCGAGAGCGUGCCAUGCAUCUAACCAAAGUAGGGAGCCCCAGCGAAGAAUACCAACCUCCCAUACAGCAUCGAUUCAAGCCAGUAUACGGGAAUGGAAAAUUUAGGAAGCCAAAUGUUCCAUCUGCUGCCACACUCCACACCAGCAGUUCAGAUUCAUCACGAGGAUGUUUAUUUUGUGACAGCACAAGUCAUAAGUCAGAAUUAUGUACAGAAAACACUCUCAGUACGCGAAAAGAAAAGUUGAAGAAAAUGGGAAGGUGUUUUGUAUGCCUUGGGCAACGGCACAUUGCUAAAUUCUGCCGAAGCAAAGUAAUGCCAUGUAGCCAAUGUGGACGGAGACACCAUCCCACAAUGUGUGAUCAAGGUGAGCAGCAAGAAGCUCCAAAUGAUGCUCAAGACACCACAGAUGCUGUCAUAUCUUCUGUGGCUCAUCACCCUGUAAAGAAUACCACAGGAAAGGAGAACACUGUGUUCCUGCAAACGGUGACAGUAUGGGCAGCAGGAGAAAAGGGAAGGAGGAAGUUGCGCUGCCUGAUGGAUGGUGGAAGUCAACGGAGUUUUAUCCUAGAGAAACAAGUAGAAGCCUUAGGACUACCCGUUGUGAGAAAAGAAACAUUGAGGCUCCAUACCUUUGGCAGUGGCUCUCCAGUUACAAUGGAACGUAAUGUUGUGAAGCUAACAUUGCAAAACAUCCGAAACCAAGAGCAAGCACUUGAGAUUGAAGCAAUCGAAAUGCCACAAGUCAGCUCUGCCAUCAUCCAGGUCCCAGGGGAGCAAAUCCGGAAGCACUUAGAAGGUAAAGGUUUGACGACAGCAGAUGUUUCAAGUAGUAGUGAUGAAGAGCUGGAGCUGUCAGUGCUGAUAGGCGCCGAUUACUACUGGAAGGUUGUUUCUGGCAAGGUGGAAAGAUUGUCAGAGUCUCUCGUUGCCAUAGAAACCAUGUUUGGCUGGACAGUACAGGGACCAGUGUCCAUGGCAAGCAUAAAUGAAGCUUCAUGCAUGAAGAUCUGCAUUGAGGAUGCAAGGCAAGUUGCGGACCAGCUACGAAUAUUCUGGGAAAUAGAAUCUCUUGGCAUUUCCAACGAGGUUGAGGAACGAGUGGAUGACAUUGAGGCUCAACAACAUUUCAACACAUCAGUCAGCUACAAAAAGGAACGAUAUGAAGUGAAGUUGCCGUGGAAACAAGAAUCACCAGAACUUCCAGAUAACCAAAGAAUUGCCCGGAAGAGAUUUGAAAGCUUGACAAGGAAACUAAAAACCGAUGUGAUGUUGUUCAAGAGAUAUAAAGAUGUAAUAGAAGACUAUAUGCAACAAGGAAUAUGCGAAAGCGUCCCAGAGACCAACCCAGAAGAAAAUGUGAAAAGCAAUGUCAAGUAUUACCUGCCUCACCACGCAGUAAUCCGAGAUGACAAGGCGACAACCAAGUUGAGAGUUGUUUUCGAUGCCUCUGCACAUGAAGAUGGAUGUCCAUCACUCAAUGAUUGCCUGCUGACGGGACCAAACCUGAAUCCAGACCUCCUCGCCAUUCUUGUGAGGUUCAGGCUAAAUCCUAUUGCCUUCAUGGCAGACAUUACGAAGGCUUUCCUCCAGAUUUCAGUUGCAGAGGAGGACAGAGACGCCCUGAGGUUCCUGUGGUUGACAGGACCCCCUGAUGCAGAGCAAACAAGUGUGUGCACAAUGAGAAUGGCACGUGUAGUGUUUGGAGUGUCAUCUAGUCCAUUCCUGCUCGCAGCCACAAUCAGAAGGCACCUGGAGCAAUACCAGGUGAGUCACCCACACAUUGCUGACACAAUCAAAGACCACCUGUAUGUUGACGACUUUAUUGCCAGCUCGAGAGAUGUUGGAAGCGCUUAUGUGCUAACUAAAGGUGCUAAAGAAAUCCUGGCAACUGCUGGCAUGAAUCUUUGUAAGUGGACAACGAAUUCCCCAGAACUGAAGACCAAAUGGCAAGAAAGUGAGUUUGACUUCACUGCAGAACCUGAAGCACAUGACAGUGUGUUAAAGGUGCUUGGACUAGUCUGGAGGCCAGAGACUGACGACUUUGUCUUCAACUUGAAACACCUCAUGAACAUUUUCAAAGAUAAAGAAAACACGAAGAGAAGUGUCCUGCGGUCCUCAGCAAAGAUAUUCGACCCCAUGGGCUUUCUGACGCCAUUCACAAUAAGAGUGAAAUGUCUUUUUCAAGACAUGUGGCAAAGGGGCCUUAGCUGGGAUGAAGAGCUGCCAGAUGACCUCUCGCAAAGAUGGCAACAAUGGUGCAUUGAACUCCUUCAAUUGCAUCACAUAGUAAUUCCCAGGUGGUACGGAAGUGAGAGCUCGCACGAUGGACAAGAACAAAUUUUGCACGUGUUCAGUGACGCAAGUGAGAAAGCAUACGGUGCAGUAGCCUACCUCCAAGGACUGACAGCCGAAGGAAUUGCAGUGACCAGACUCGUGAUGUCCAAGUCAAGAGUUGCACCCAUCAAGAAACUUACCCUGCCACGGCUUGAGCUAAUGGCAGCUCUCAUUGCAGCAAGGAUGGGCAGUAACCUGCAAAGGGCAAUGAACCUGCACCCGAAGCAAAUCCGAAUGUGGUCAGACUCUAUGAUCGCGAUUCAGUGGAUUCGGAGCUCAGCAAGCAAGUGGAAACAGUUUGUUGCAAAUAGAGUGAUGGAAAUCCAGUCGCUGACAAAUCCAGAAAUCUGGUCACACUGUAGUGGAAAACUCAACCCGGCUGACCUUACCACUAGAGGUCAGACAGUCUCAAGGCUGAAAGAAGAAGACAUCUGGUGGUUAGGACCACCAUUUCUCAAUGCAGUGACUCAGCCAGAGUUAUUGCAGGAAGAGCUCUGUGAAAAGGUAACAGCGGAGCUUAAGCCAAGUCAAGUUGCCGUUCAGUUGAAUAAUACAGAACAGCCAUCACGGGACGCGCUGCUAAAGCUGGAAAACUACAGCAAGCUGAAAACUAUAUUCAGAGUAACAGCUUGGAUUAAGAGAUUCAUCUACAACUCUCGCUCCAAGGAAAGAAAGCAAGGAGAACUGACAGCUGAUGAGCUAGCGGAAGCUGAAAGAUACUGGAUUUUGGAGGUACAAGGUCAUAACUACCAGAAGGAAAUAAUGGAACUAAAGGCAAAAAGGGACAUUCAUAAGAACUCGAAGAUACAAGCUCUAAAGCCGUUCCUCGAUGACAAAGGUUUGGUCUGUGUCGGAGGGAGACUGCAACAUUCAGACAUGAGCUUCAGUGAGCGGCAUCCAUACAUCAUGCCUCCAACCCACAAGCUGUCAGAAAUGCUUAUUGAACGCAGUCAUGGACAGGUCAUGCAUGGAGGUGUGAGAGACACUCUGGUGCAACUAAGAUAA
Molecule: messenger RNA, 5708 nt
Organism: Dunckerocampus dactyliophorus (ringed pipefish)
Lineage: Eukaryota; Metazoa; Chordata; Actinopteri; Syngnathiformes; Syngnathidae
Exons: 1
Coding region: 1464-5708 (1414 amino acids)
Source: RefSeq, a predicted model, not a curated record